This is a messenger RNA of Xiphophorus maculatus (southern platyfish), 11614 nucleotides long. RefSeq names its product ataxin 1 (gene atxn1a). The coding region runs from base 1038 to 3440 and encodes 800 amino acids. Lineage: Eukaryota; Metazoa; Chordata; Actinopteri; Cyprinodontiformes; Poeciliidae. The transcript has 5 exons. Gene Ontology annotation, molecular function: protein binding; RNA binding. Gene Ontology annotation, cellular component: nucleus. The record is from RefSeq and is a predicted model, not a curated record. Gene Ontology annotation, biological process: nervous system development; negative regulation of transcription by RNA polymerase II.
CGCGUCUGUUUGACCUUCUCCGAGCCCUGGAUGUGUCAUAUUUUUGCAUGAGUAGCUCGCAAACUGCUCCAUUUGUGAAUCUCUCCCUCUCUCUUUCUCUUUCUCCCUGGAGGUGGGGGCAGAGAGGUAUUAGCUGUGCGCCGCAGACAUCAUUAGGAGGGGAGACGCUUUCCACCGUCAGCGCCGGAGCGGAGCGGAGCAGAGCAGGGGAGCCCUGGCAACAAGAAGACACACAAACUCAGCAGCCCGUUACACCCCGCAGGAAUGUUGGCUGUAGCUGCGGACAGACAAAACUGAAAGGACACUGAGACAUCUGAGACUCUUCUCCUCCACUCCUGGAAAGACUCAGUCCUCACAUCAGUCAAUGUAAAGCUCUGGACGAUUGUCAGCUCCCAGCUGAGCAGGACGCUCCACCUUCUCCGCCCACAUAGCUCUGACUCCUCUGCUCAGGGAGUGCUGAGUCCCUCAGUCCACGUUCCUCAUUGUGGGAUAUAGUCUGGAAACCUCUCCAUGGCCUUGGCUGCCUGCUGACAAACCAGGAAGUCUGGAGCAGUUGUGGUGAAUGAGGCUUUCGCUCUGUGUGGGAAGACUUUCUUUUGGAGGGAAAUGAUUCCACAUGAAGUACAACGUACUCGGCCCCCCAUCAUCCUCUGCAGCAGCAGCAGGCGUAACGUUGUGACGCUCUCCCAUACCAGACUGGGCUCAGCCCUCGGCCACUAAAGAUUCCUGGACAGAUCCGGCCGCCCCACUCCUCCCAUUAACCAACCUUCCAUAUCUCCAUUUCCAAUCCUAAUUUCAGUGAAACAAAAUGUUUGUCAGCUGUUUGGAGUAAAAUGGAGGCAGGUUUUUAAAGGUUUAUUUGCAAUUGGUCUGAAAAAGGAAUUAAGCAUUAAAAGCAAAAAGAAAGGAUUGAAGGAAAGUGACAAGGACAGUCAGAGUGAAAGUUCAAAACAAGAAAGGAAAUUGUAUUGGAUCAAUUUUAAAGAAAGAAUACAGCAAGUACAGUUGAGAGUACAAAGACGUGAAGUGAAAUCAGCAUGAAGUCCAACCAGGAACGCAGCAACGAAUGUCUGCCCCCAAAAAAGAGGGGCACAUCAAGUACAUUACCACCUGAAAGUCGCUCUCCGGCUAUACCACCUGUUCAUGACAGGCCAGAGAACACAGCCUGCUAUGUUAGUGCAGCUGGUGGAAAUGAAAGCAAUAUUACUGCACAUCAUAGCUCCAACAAAACUGAUGGGCCCCAGUAUAAAUCCCCCUCCACCUUAUCAGACUCUUCCACCUCCUCUUCCUCUUUGAGGCUAGUAUCAUCUCUCCCCACAGUGUACACAUCCCCCCUAUCUCAAUCUACAAUUGGAGGAACAGUCCAUUAUACACAACUGCCUCCCAAUAUGCAGUUCAUCGCUUCAUCGUACACUACUCCAUAUACAAGCUACAUUUCUCCUCAGAUACUCCCACCCCCUCUCCCCCCUUCCCCUCUCUCCUCCUCUUCAGCCACACAGAGACCAUCAUACACAGAGUCGUCACCUGCUCAGACGCUGGUCACCAAACAGGAGCAGCAUCGAGCGUCCUUGGGACGUACCUCCAUGCCUCCUCCUUCUACGGACCCUUUUCCCCAUCAUAUUCAAAUGUCAACGUCACCAAGGACUGUGUCAUCACCUCAUCACCAAGGAGGCACUCACCUACUGUCCCAGUCCAUGCAUCACCACCAAUCAUUGGGGAAAUAUACAGAUGGCUAUAGCAGAAAGGAGGAAGGAACCAGACCCAGAGAGCUCCAUAAUGGGGAGCUAGAAAGGGGUAGGAGAUUUGGACCCCCACCAGAGCCUGGCCUCUUAAAGUCAGGAGGUAAAUCAAGGGAGGACAGGUCCUCCUUGUCUUCCUUUGAGGCUCGUCAUCUGGUUUUGCCGUCAGACUACUCUACUCAUGAUCACCUAGGGUUAAGAACCUCUGUCAUGUUAAUACCUAAUAGCCAUGGGGACCACCAGUUGGUACCACCCAGAGCCAGCCCUGAGAAACUGACAGCUUCUACGCCCACACACAUGGAGAAAGGCAGCAUGGGUAAGCCUGUCAGUCGCCCACCCUCAUCAUCCAACACCACCUGCUCUUUCACAUUUCCACCUCCACUAAGUGCAGACAGUCUGAAAGCGGCUGUCAGCACACUGCCGCCCCAGACUGUUAUCCAGACCACCCACAAUGCUUCAGAGCAACUGUCAAUGGGACUCCCUUCGACAAGCAUCUACCCACAGCAACCUCUUAUUGGUUACAUUACAGGGCCCAGUGGGAGCAGCUACCAUACCGGCCUACAGCAACACUUGCUCAUUCCAGGCACCCAACCAGUCAUCAUCCCUGUUAGCGGAGGUGGGGUCCCCACACUAGAGCCUGUAACCUCCCACAUUACUUCAUCAACUCAAGCUGCACCUUUUCCUGCUACACUCCCUCACACAUACAUCGCUGCCACUGCCCCAAAAGGAGAAACUGUGGAAACCCAAAGUGGCACGUUCCACGUGGCUGCUCCAGGUGCAGUGGUUCAAGCCCAGCUUCAUCUCCCCAUUGUUCCUGCUCCACCAGGGCUAGUUGCAGCUUCCACUCCUCCAGCUCAUUCAAGUACAGUGGUGUCCCCCUCACUCCCGCCAUAUUUUAUCAAGGGUUCCAUCAUCCAGCUGGCAGACGGCGAGCUGAAACGCGUGGAGGACCUAAAGACAGAGGACUUCAUCCAGAGUGCAGAGAUUAGCAGCGAGUUGAAGAUCGAUUCAUCCACAGUGGAGCGUAUAGAAGGGAGCCACACCUCACCUAACUUUGCUGUUGUUCAGUUCUCUGUUGGUGAGCAUCGCACACAGGUGAGUGUGGAGGUGUUGCUUGAGUACCCCUUCUUCGUGUUUGGCCAAGGAUGGUCUUCAUGUUGUCCAGACCGAACCACUCAGCUUCUGGAGCUGCCUUGUACAAAGCUUUCUGUGGGUGAUGUUUGUAUUUCACUUACUCUCAAAAACCUGAAGAACGGGUCUCUGAAGAAGACACAAUCUCCAGAACCAGAAAACAAUGCUUCAGUCCCUCACUCUUGCCACGGGCACCUUAAACCCCCCAGAGCCAUCUCAGAAGCAUCCCAGAGCUGCAGUGUGGGAAAUUCCAGACACAGAGAGCGCGAGAACGGGAUCAGCCAGCGGGGGAGCGGUGAAAGCGGGAGUGGGAGUGGAGGAGACUCCAGAGUGGAAAAUGGAGAUCUCACAUUUGGGGAAAGAGGAUCUGUUUCCAAAGAUCAGGUUGCCAGGAGCACAGACUCCAGCUCCAGUAAGCCGUCGGGCAGCAGAAAGCGGAGGUGGUCUGCCCCUGAGGGUCGAAAAGUAGAAAAAUCAGAAGAGGAGCCCCCUUUGACCUUGCCCAAACCUUCCUUCAUUCCUUACGACGUGAAAGUCAGCAUUGAGGGAAGGUCAAAUAUUGGCAAGUAAAAGGAAAGCAGGACUGUUAAAACAUUUGGGAUUACAAAAGAAACAAAACAGGAUUCUUCAGAAAAAGGAAUGCCCACAUUACUAUUUCAUUUGUUUAUUUUAUUUUUUCUAUCUUGAAUACUGUACUGUAGAGGUAACUGUACUCUACGGCGUAUCACCUUACAUAUUAUCAUAUGAGCAAUCGGUGCCGUUGUUGGUGAUAUUUUCAUGAGAUUCUGUAUGCUGAGGGAUUGGGGAGGAGUGCUGAACUUUGUUAUUGGUGGCUCUGUGACGCACUGGCACCAUGCUUGAUGGUUCUGCCCAGCCACAGACACUUUACACAAUAUGUAAAUUUCAAGCUGAUGCAAGCUCUCUUGGUUUUUUUGACAGCAAUUUCCUUCCGUGGGCACUUGUACCGAGACUGCCUGGACAAAAACACGUCAACCACCGACACUUGCCAAGUUAGCAGUAAAACAUCAGCUGAUUUUAAAGAUUAGGGAUUUGUAGCUAAUUCCUGAAUGUAAUUGUCAAAAGUAAUUGGUAUUUGGUACAAUUUAUAUCCAUCUUUUUUCUAUAAAUGCAUCAGAACAAAUCACGCAGGAGUCACCGAGUAGAGCCAGUGCGUCACGUAGUAGAGAGGGAACAACACUUACUCUGCUUACUUUAUUGAUAGCAGAGUCUUUACUUUUAUCUGUAGCAUUUUCAUCUUAAUGUUUUAAUUUUGUUAACCUCUCAUCUUUUAUCUCACAAGAUAGUUGCUUUAAAUGAUUGUCAAAAAAACUAAAUCAGGGGUCAUUUAUUCCUUGAUUGAACCCUAGUUGGGUCAUUGUUGGUGUAUAAAUGUGAUACCCUAACCUGAUACAUACAAGUGCAAAACACACUGUGUUGGUGAGCAUUGCUUUAAGAAAAGAUGAUUGUGUACAAUCCUAAUUGUAUUUGAUAAAUUGCUUUGUAUUUUUGUCUGUUUAGAAGAGCUGAGUGAGAGGAACAAAGAGAGUUUUGCAUGUGAGCUCUGAGAGGGUCGGGAUGUUUCAAAUCACUCUAAACACCUGUCACACUCACCCUACAGCAAGCAGACUUUAGUUGUAUCUUUAUUCACACAGUACUGUAUGUUUUUAGAUAUUUUUUUAUUAUUUGGAGAAAAGUAGAAAGUAGCAGCAGCACUUUGGAGAGGAGAAGCAUUUGGAAAAGCAACAGGGAGCUGAUGUGCCAUGGAAUCAUAAAGCAGUGGAUGAAUGUGACAGGUAUAGAAGAAAUUCUAGGUCAGACAUGGAUUAAACUGGUGGUGUAUUGAUGACAUUAAGUACAAAUAUAGUGAUUUACGGUGCCUUGCAAAAGUUUUGUUAUGUUUUUUUGCAUUUUGUCACAUCACAACCACAAACGUCAAUGUACUUUUGGGGGGUAUUUUAUGUAAUAGAUCAGCACACAAGAGUGCUUAAUUGUAAAGUUGGAGUAGGUCAAUCCCAGUUGUUUUUACUAAUAAAAAUCGGAACAAUUUGUGAUGUAAUCUUUUAUAUACAGCAUAUUUUGAACGGAAUGUAAGUGUAAAAUGUCUGGUGUUCUUCCAGCUUGAUUAUGUAUUUUGUUCCAUACACUGUCUAAUAAACUCUGAUCAGCUUCCCUCACCCUGCUGAAGAAAGGCAUCCUUGCAGCAUCAUGUUGCCACCACUAUGUUUCACAGUUUGAAUGAUAUGUUUAGUGUGAUGUGCACAGCGUUUUGCAAGGAGGCCAAAAAUGUUUUGGUGCUAUCUCACGAGAGCACCUUCUUUCACCUGUUUGCUGUGUCCCCAUAGUUCACUGCAAAUUUUUAAAAAGGACUUUGAAUACCAUUCUUUCUACAGUGACUUCCUUUUUGCCACUUUCAUACAGGUGAGGUUUAUGGAUUGAAAUUUGCAUUUUUACACAGUAAAAUCCACCUAUGUGUGAUUUACUAGUUAAUUAACAAAUGAAACUUGCACUGGGUUUUAUUUUUUGUCAUCACAAAGAGGGUGUUGAAUGCAAACCACACUUCACUCUUUACAAUUAUGUGCUACUUUGUCUAUCACUUGAAUGCAAGGCAGUGUGUGGUUUAAUGUGACAAAAUGUGUAAAAAUAACUAUGUGGAUUCUUUUGCAAGGUACCAUGCACAAUAGUAGACAAGUAUUGGAAUGUGUUUUCAUAGUUUGGGCUGUGGGAUAAAGGUGAACAGAAAAAAACCCAGCUUUUUAAAAUCCCAGUGAUGUUCUGUGCUAAAACAACAGCUUAUAACUCACACCACAUCAUUUUGAAGGUCACCAUGUAUUUUGUAACGUAUGUGUGUGUGUAUGAUGCUGGUCUGUGUCUCUCCAUACACCCACACGCAGACAAAAAAACAGUACAGACCAUCCCUGAAAUCAUUGACCUUUGAUAUGUACUGUAUUUGUCAAUACAUUUUUAGAUUUCUGCAGGUGCAAGCAUACUUGGUGCACGGUGUCCCUACCGCAAAGACACCGGUGGACUGACAUUGGACUGGUGCACAGCGCUAGCAGUACUGUCAUACUGAAAGUGCUUUGUGGUGUGUUUGUGUAUGGAUGGGAAUUUAGGAGUGUGUGUGUGUGUGUGUUUGCGUGUACAUGUGCAUUGUGCAUAGGAAAUAGGUAGUUAUUAGAUAUAUAUUUAGGAAAUGCUUAAUGUCCAGUGUUUCUACUUGGAGUCUUUACUUACGAGAAUCUUGCAAUUUGCACAUCAGGAGGAGAGAGUUAGGUGGAGACAUGAUUUUCAGCGCCCCUGUCCUGAAACAAACUCUAGACCACAUAAAAGACACUGGAGGAAACCAGGGUUUUGUUUUUUUCUGUUCCACAAUAGGCACUUCGCCACAUUUAGAGCACAUGCUUCUACAUCAGCUCUUUAAAUGUCAGUUACAAAAAUGUAUUUAAACACAGAGCAGAAUUUAAAUGUGCCUGCCUACUGAAUUUAUUCAAAGACGGAAUAUUUCCUAGUGUCUCUCAAGGAGAUUAUUUGCCCACGGUUGAGCCCUUCGUGAUGGAGAUGGAACGUCUCAAAACAGCUGAAAGCCAUUAUCACUAAGAUGUAGCGGUUACCUCAGCAAAUGUGCUUGCCUGGUGGUUCAUAUUGAUGAAUUUUUAAAUCAGUGAUGUUAAAGGUUCAACACCCUUACACACUGGUUCUUGCAUAUAAAAGUCAUUGCAACAUUGAUUGUUUUGAAACAUAUAUAAUAAAGGAAAUUAGUUUUAAAAUUUUCUUUGUGUAAGACCCUUUAUACCAGAUUAAGACCAUACCAUAUUAAAAUCAGCCAGGAUGUUGAUAAUUAUUGAAGGAUUUUCUUUGAUGCUUUAAGACGACAAUGUGCAAACUAUUAUGGGUAAAGUAGCAUGAGAGUUACUCAAACGAUUUAAGCACAUUUUUGUGAUGUGGGUCCUCAGUGAAGAUGCUUUAGUUAGCAUUGGGAGUAGCUAAUCAAUGGCACAAUUCCAUCGGUUUUGCCCAUUAGUGAUUUUAAGGUUGAGUGGCCUGAUGCUAGGGCUACAACCUUAUUAUGCCCACAUUAGACAGUUAAUAAUCAAAACUGUUUGUUCUUAAGCCUUAGGAACUGCAUCUUCUAGAGCUUAAACAAGCAACCCACCAUCCCAAUAAAUAAAUGAUUUGCAAAGGCCAAGCAGGUAUGUCCUCAGCUCCCUGUGGAAUAGCACACACACCUCCAAAUUGUGAGACCGUAAACAAAGUUUUUCAAGCUGCAGUUCAAAUGUUAAUUUCCAAGCUGGUAAAAGAGAUGGUCUUAAUCUGUAAUGAAGGGGACCAGACCAUAUUUCACCAUGCGAUGAAUUCUUCUGCAAGCAUAUCUGUUAUGCAUAACUGCUUCAGUUCAGCUUUCAUAUCCCAUCUCUUAAGUCAUGGCUUAUUGACAUUUAUCCCACAGGUUGUAGUUAACCUCUAAGGGGCAAUGGUGUUUCAUGUGGUGAGUGUUUGUUGGGUUGAUGGCAGGAUGCAUGUGUGUUGAGAUGGGCGGAUCAGUCAAUGAAACAAGAUGGUAAAGGGGAGUUAACAAGAAGACCCCAAAUGAGAUUUGAAAAUGCUUUAUUUUUUUAUAAUAAAACAGGGUUUUCAGAUCAACAUCACCAUAGUAGUGCUCUUUUAUUUCUUUCCUCUCCUUCAGAAACCUAUUCAAGAGAAAUAGAAAGAGAAGUAUGUGUUCCUGUGUGCAUGUGUUUUACAAAUGUAUGUUUCUUGUUUUGUCUAUUCCCUCUUACCAAAAAGCAAGGAAAAUCAACAUUAAAGCAAACCUUACCCCCAAUCCAAUCAUCCAAACUUUUGUAUUCAAAUAGGUUACACAUAAAAAAAUUGUAUACCAAAGUCUAAUUAACCUACUCUUGUUUUGGUUGGGUUAGGAAAGCAAUAGAAAAACCAUAUCCAGGCACUCUGCUCUCAUGAGUGGAACAGUCUCUGCAAUAACCAUUUAAUGAAAAUAUUCCUCCAGCAUACGGUCAAACAAAUGUCUGUCUAUUGUGAAAAUAUAUUUAGAUAAUUAUCCAUCGAUACAACUUGCUUCAACAAAACUUUUCCCCUUUAUAAAUUCUACUUUAAUAUCUUGAAAUUGCUGUUGCAAUACCAGUUGCUAGUUUUCAGGGAAGACUCGUAUAUAUGCAGUAAUGUAAUUUAACUCCCCCAAACCUCUUCUUUUUUCUGCUGGUCAGUCAUUAACGCUGAUGCUGAAGCUACAGGUCAGCAUACGUCACAUGCACCUGAAGCAACCAGCGCUUUUUCUCUGCCCAGCUCUGCCUCGUUGCCACGACUACAUAGUGACCUCGUUAACUUUGUUUCAGGUACCCGAUCGCAGCCAGCCAACCUCCCAGAUGCCUCCUCUUGAGGCAAAGCAAUCGUUUAACUCCGUAACAACCGUUAGCUACCUUUCAGUGUGAUCCUGUCUUCAUGUUAGCGUAAAAUGACCAUUAAAGGGUUUUUUUUAGGGGAAAAGGGGAUGGAAAGGGUUUCUGUGGAAAGGCUAUGAUCAGUCAGUAUCCUAAAGGGUAAAGUUAAAAUAAUAAGCCAAGUUUGGAGGAAGAAUUUGAAACAGUUAAUGCAGUGGCUAGUGAGAGUGAGGUCAGCUCCAAAAUGGGUUUCCAUUUCAAUGAUUUUAUAAACUUUUUAAUCAUUAUCACCUUUUACACAGAUGUUGGACAUUCACACUGAUCAUGUUCAUCUGUGGUUCCUUACUGAAAAUGUUUCUUGAGAAAUUCACAUUGCAUAACAUAAAGUGUUGAGUGUAAUUGACCAUAGAUUUUUACACUAAAUAAAUUACUCUCUCUUGCCAGGUUGGACUUAAAACGGUAUGGUUCCCAUGAAUUGCUGUGUAGUUCUUCAGAUUAGUUUUGAGAUGGCAAAAAUUCAUCAGAUUAAAUAAUGUUAUUGGGUCAUUGCAGUUGCAUAGAUCAUAUAAAAGUGGAGGCCCUCGUGCUGUUAAAAACUUUUUGUGAAAGUCUGUGGAUAAUGAUCAGGUUAUCUAGUGUUAAAUACAUAGAAAGGUGAUGCUGGUGUGUUAGUUACCAAAGGGCACAUGUCAACCUACGGCAGUGAAACACAAGAUAGAUACUCAAAUCAUGUGACAAGUAUAUAAUUAAUUUCUUUAAUCCUUAUAGGACAACUGAAAUUGAAACUGCAACUCAGUUAAAAAAAAGUAUUUCUCUGAAUCAUCAUUUGGUUUAUUUAAUGUGAUUAUGCUUGUUAAAAUAGAUCUAUUAAACUCUUCUUUUUGUGUUUUUAUCUUAACAUAAUUUGUUGAGGUAUUGCUAUUAGACCCUAUUUCAGAGUGCAUGUAUUCCAAACCUCUGUCCAUCAAACUUGGGAAAGUUAUAUACUGCUCAUAUCCUCUUCACAGAACCCCACUUAAAAAAAAAAAUCUUGCCACUAAGGUUUUUAUUUUACUGAGAAAAUUCUGUCAAUUUUAGUUAAUAACACAAGUGAGCUUGGCAUGGAGAUUUGUCAUGGAUGAAGUCGAGGGAGUCGUAAAGUUCUUGUUUUGUUUAUUGAUCUGAAGUUUGCCCAUUUUUUAAUCCUCUUUAAAUAUAUCCUAAUGUGCAAUACUUACAUUUUAUUUUCCCCUCUAUUACCGUGCCAAUUGUAUGUAGAGCAUUCAGAAAGCUUUUGUGUUCUAACCUCUCUCCAUGUGUGGCCCUUCUGCAAAACAAUAGUAAGGAGGCUUUUUUUUAAGCAAGAAACAAAUAAACCAUUUUUUUGUUUUUUUUCCUCGUUACUCUCUUUUCCCCACACCUGUGUGGCCUUCCUCUGUUUUUGUGUAUGUCUGCAUCAUGAGUCCUGCGUGUCGUUCAAACACGUACGAGUGUGUUUUAAGUGUGUGUUUGUUGUUUUCUUCUCUAAUUGACUGUGAGAUCGUAAACCCUGAACCUCAGUGGUUCAUGGUUGGACUCACAGAUAAGAAAAUAACCUCAUUGAUAGUGGGGACCACUUUUUGUAAAAAGUUGAAAAAAAAAAAAGAAAAGUAAAAAAAAAAAAAAAAAAAACAAACCAACAGAGAUGCACAUGUAAGUAUUUGUAAAAAAAAAAACAACAAAAACUUGAUAAUGUUUCAGCACUUUCUAAUCCUGGGAUGGGCUCGGUCUAACCCCUCUUUCUCAGACCGCGGCCCGUCCUAGGGAAAACAUUCAUUCAAAAAUACAUAGAGAGUGACAAUGGGGGGAAAAAAGGAGGAGUGUGAUUACUGAUGGGAAAGAGAGGUGGCUCAAGUUUUUUUUGCACAUCAGUUUUCUUUCUUCUUUGCAGUAACCUUGAGUUUGUCCCAUCUUCACUUGGCGCCGGCGCGUUCCUGGGUCCAACGGGCCUUGGCGCUAGGUGAUUCUGUGGCUUGUUUUUCCAUGAGAAAAACCUGUUUCUGUCUUUUUGUGUGUGUGUGUGAGGAACAGAAAUCUUUCCCCACCCCACAGCAUCCAAGCUGGGUCAUUAUUUGUGCUUUCAUUGUGCUCCCAUGUUUUUGAGCUCUAAUUUGGCAGAGGUGUUUGACAGCUCGGUUUGGGUCGUGCGGUGUGAAAACACUGCGUCCAAACCUUCGCUUUGUUUGCAUUAUCUUUUGGUGCAGGAGCUUUUUUGUUUUGUUUCUGGUCUCCUCGUAGCACUCAGUAUAAUGUCAGGGGACUUGGAAAAACUAUGUAGAGAAUGUGUCAUUGUUCAUUCUUACGACAAGCUUCCUCAGUUGAGGAACACUGCUUAUGUUUUUUGUUUUUUUUUUAAAAUUGGCUUCUUGCACAACUCGACAAACAAAAUGAAUGUUGGUGUGUGAGCUUUGACUUUUUUAAUAAAAAAAAGGCAUGUGUGCUCCAUGGUUUCUUGAUGUUUGUAUUUUCAUUUUUUUGCAAGAAAAAGGAUGUUUUUGGCACUUUUUUGUGUUUUAAAGUUUUAAAAGUGAAUAGAACUUUAUCAGGAUUCCUCUUUUUCCUUGUUAGUUAUGUUAGUUUUCUUUUUCUUUUCUUUUUUGUCCAUAGCGCUGGAUAACCAACUCAGGCAGAAAGAUUAAAAAAAAAAAAAAGUUUCACCCCAAUCAAUUUACAUAGUGGGCUGUUUAAUGUAUGUACAUUUAUCACAUAUAAUUUGAUAUUGCAGUUGAUUUUUGAUGAUUAACAAAUGUCAUAACUGAAAGUAAACUAUAAAUUAUUGCUCUGAUAUUCUGCGUAAAAUGCUGGAGAUGCCUUGGAUUUCUCUUCAGUGUACUAAACGUCUGCGCACAGCGACAAACUCUUAGAACUGUUUGCCUCUGACCUUCCCCACUGCCAUGGAGGGGAUGGAGGCCAUACGUCAGUCGAUUCCUUCCCCUGGUCUGAACACUCAGCCUUGAGGCUCGCCACUGGUCUGUCUAGCUAUCACUCUGCGAACCUGGUACAUCGAGUACUAAACUGAAACUCUAUACAGGCCGAUGAGGUGGGGGCAGAGACCCCUACAUCAGCACAGACAGCCUGUCCUGUGGUGGGCCACAGAAAAUCCCAGCCAACUUGUUCGUACUAUAUUGUACUCACUCAAGUCUCCGUGUGUCACCACCCUUAUCCUCUAUAGCAAAUGGAGAAAAAAAAAACCUGUUGGUGUAUGUAUUUGACAUCUGUAUAAAUGCACCUCUUUGAAAAGGAAAAGGAAACCUUGACAUAUCUGGACUAAACUGACAACUUGUGUCUUUAUUUAAGAGCGACACACUGAUACACAUAAACACUGCACUUAAA